AGUGUGUUGUCUCUUUAAACGGCAGGAAGUAUCGAGCCAACAGGAAGCCGAAUCAUGAGGACGUUCUGAUCAACAAGAGCUGACUUAAACUGUAAAAUCACCGGCUUUCUCCUCACAUAUAACUCCCAGUCUGAGGAGGACGAUCCUGCACUGAAGACAGCCAUGUCUGCGGCAACGGAGUUGAAGACCAAGGAGGAGAAGGACGCUGAGCUGGACCGCAGGAUCGAGGCGCUGCGCAAGAAGAACCAGGCACUGGUCCGGAGAUACCAGGAAAUAGAAGAAGAUAAGAAAAAAGCUGAGCAGGAGGGCAUUGCUGUGACAACCCCACGUAAGCCCCGCCCCCAUGACCCUGAGCUGGAAAAGAGGAGGCAAGAGGAACAGGAGAAGAGGAGGCAGGAGAAGGAGAACUUCACGGUCACUGUGGACCUGUCUUCACCACAGGAGAAGAGAGUGGUGAAUGACACUAAAGCGGGGGCAUCCAGGGGCCCGCAGAAGCCCCAUGAGGACACAGAGGGACACAAAGUGCAGAGCCCCUCCAAGAGAAUGUCAGGUCGCGUGGGUCGAAACCCCAGAGGAGAGGGGCGGGAGGACAGGGGCCCCCGGGAGGACAGGGGCCCCCGGGAGGACAGGGGCCCCCGGGAGGACAGGGGCCCCCGGGAGGAGGUGCCUGGUGAGACAUCGGGUCGUAGGGGGGGCCGGGGGAGCAGGAGGGGCAGAGGUGGAGACACAGCAGUGGGGAGUGACCGUAGGUCCAAGGAGUGGGAAGAGAAGAGGAGACAGAACAUCGAGAAAAUGAACCAGGAAAUGGAGAAGAUAGCAGAAUAUGAACGAGGACAGCGGCAGGACGGGGACAAGCCCAGCAGACACUUCCUGGAUGACCCACGGCGCACUGGACCCGUCCCCGACACUGAUCGCAAGGAGGGCAGCCGGAGACAUGUGCGCAACUGGGGAGGCCUGGACUUCGACAACGUGAAGACGGGAGCAGAAAUGGAGAAGGAGUGGACUAGCCGGCGCCCUGGGCCCAAAGGCUCAGUGGACAUGACCAUGUCCAUGACCGGCCGGGAGCGAGCAGAGUACCUGCGCUGGAAAAAGGAGCGUGAGCAGAUUGAUGAGGAGAGGCUGGCACGCCACCGCAAUGCCACUGGGCAGUGGAGGCGCGAGUGGGAUGCCCAGAAGUCCGACAGCAUGUUCACAGAGGACCAGGCUGUGAGUGCAGACGGUGCAGUGACUGAGCAGAGUGCCCGCCGAGAUGACCAUAAGCGGCCUCCUAAGGCUCCUACAUUUGGAGACUUCCUGUCCCAGGGUCGGACCCAUGGUCCAAGAGGGGAGCGCGGCCGUGGCCGAAACCGGGGCUCCAGACCUAGCUACAGUAUGCAUGACAACCGCUGGGAGGCAGAGAAGGAGGAAGAGAGGAAAGAAAAAGCAGACAACCCAAAGCAGGAGGUGAAAGCUGACCCGGAGGAGGUGCAGCCCAGGACACCUGAGGAGUCAAAGGCUGUGUCCCUGAAGAGGGAGGAACCGGCAGAGGACGAUGAGGACCAGUGGGAGGAUGCCAGUGAUGGAGAAGAGGAGGAAGAGCCAGAGGAGCCAGAACCCCACCCACUGUCCCCUAAAGAGCAGCGCACCCCCCGACCCAAAGCUCCCACCCUGGAGUCCCUCACCCCCCAGGAAUCCCCUGAGACAGCUAAACCCCUCAGCCCCUUCUGUCCCUUGGACCAUCAACCUGUGUCUGACUGGGGUGAGGAGAUGGAGCUGCUGUCCCCUCGGAGCAGUAUGGGGGGAGAGAGCCCACUGAAGCCCCCCAGUGCCGAGGAUAGUCCUCAGCCCAAGAGGGACCCCAAGGAGACAACAAGGGCUGAGGGACAGUCGGGGGGACAGUCUGAGGGACAGCCCAAGACACAGUGUGAGAGCCAUUCUGGAGAACAGUCAGAGGCACAGCCUGAGGGACAGCCCGGUGCCCAUUCUGGGGGAGAUUCUGGGGGAGAUUCUGGGGGAGAUUCUGGGGGAGAUUCUGGAGGACAGUCUGAUGAAGUGCCUGGGGGACAGCCUGAGGGACAGCCAGAAGGACAUUCAGGAGCACAGCCUGGGGGAGUGCCUGUGGGAGUAUCUGAGGAAGGACCUGAGAGACCAUCUGUUGAACAGAGAGACCCUGAUCAGGCUGAUGGAGGAGAUGGAGCUUCUCAGGUGUAGCCUGCGGCCUCUGCUUUAGACUGACCUCUGGAGCAGCUGUGAUGGCUCAUCUGGACCCACCACCACACCGCCCAGUGCUGUGUUUUCAGCAGAACUGCUUUUAAAGACACUUCAGCUCAACACACAUAUGAAUUUGUCAUGUGAUUGGACAGAAAAUUCUGUGCAUCUUUGAGCAUAAACGUAACCGGGGGCAAGUGUCCACAUUAACAGGGGCCCCUUCUGUUUUUGGAGUGGUGAGCAAAACCUUCCUCACACGACUUAUUCAUUGGAGCUGCAGUUUUGUUAUAUGUUUAUUCACUAGGGGAAGUGGAAUUUGUCAAUCAUGUACAGUGUUUUUAUUUACUCCCAUUCUUGUACACACUGCCUUGUGAAUGUCACAGACCAUAUGCAAAGAAAUGAAAAUGAAAUUAAUCAUGUUUUUCUAUCUGAACAUAAAGAUUUUAACCAUGCUGCCCAUGAGUGAAAUGAAAUAAAUCUGUACUGACUCAGACUGGCACCGGCAUCUGUCAUGAACUCAUUUGAACGUUGAAUGACUUAUGUGACUUCUGUAGGUCUUUGUGUCAUUUCACUGAGUUUGGCUUCUCAGUUAUGUAAUGUUAAUCAUGUUUAGCGUAACCCCUGGUGACACUGCUCAGGACUGUUCCGUACAAGAAGCACAAUAAAGCUUUGGUUGGGUCUUUGACCACAAUGU
Molecule: messenger RNA, 2881 nt
Organism: Boleophthalmus pectinirostris (great blue-spotted mudskipper)
Lineage: Eukaryota; Metazoa; Chordata; Actinopteri; Gobiiformes; Gobiidae
Gene: ccdc9
Product: coiled-coil domain containing 9
Exons: 14
Coding region: 163-2190 (675 amino acids)
Source: RefSeq, a predicted model, not a curated record